Molecule: messenger RNA, 1340 nt
Organism: Nymphaea colorata (pocket water lily)
Lineage: Eukaryota; Viridiplantae; Streptophyta; Magnoliopsida; Nymphaeales; Nymphaeaceae
Product: homeobox-leucine zipper protein HAT5-like
Exons: 3
Coding region: 399-1190 (263 amino acids)
Biological process (GO): positive regulation of DNA-templated transcription
Cellular component (GO): nucleus
Molecular function (GO): DNA-binding transcription factor activity, RNA polymerase II-specific; sequence-specific DNA binding
Source: RefSeq, a predicted model, not a curated record
CAUAUCUUCCAAGUCCAAUCCCUUUAGUCGCCACCACUGCCACGAGCACCACCAUUACUACCAGCUCAAAGUCUCCUCUCCAUCUCCCGGCCCUCCCUUCAUCCUCCUUCCUUUGCCCCGCCUAUUCUGCCGGCCAAUUUGGCCGGAGAAAUCGACGAACUCCCGGAUUUCUCAUUAUGGGAUUUGCUCUAUCUCCUCUGGAAACCCGCCUCAGGUUGCUCUGGACCACCAGCUUCUUCCGCCACAAGUUCGUCGACUGUUAGUACAGAGUGCCGUCCAGGGUGCAACAACAGUUGUGGCUUUGAGGUGUAAGAUUCUCUUCAUAUAUACAAGUGACGUCCUGAAAUUAGAGCUGUAGAUUUGAUUAUCUUGUUGGAAGGAUUUCUCCCUUCCGGCGGAUGGAUUCCGGUCGUCUUUUCGUUAACGGCUGCCCGGGGAAUAUGUUCUUCUUCGGGAACCCCGACCCCAUUUUCCAAGCGUCCCGGUCGAUGAUCGCCAUCGAGAAGGCGUUGCCGCAGUCGUUCUACGGAAUACCGGACGAGUUGCUGGACGACGAGCUGCUGGACGAGCACACGCCGGAGAAGAAGCGGCGGCUGACGCCCGAGCAGGUCCACCUGCUGGAGAGGAGCUUCGAGGCGGAGAACAAGCUGGAGCCGGAGCGGAAGUCUCAGCUGGCGAGGAAGCUCGGGCUGCAGCCGAGGCAGGUGGCGGUCUGGUUCCAGAACCGGCGGGCCCGGUGGAAGACCAAGCAGCUGGAGCGGGACUACGACCUCCUCAAGUCCGCCUACGACUCGUUGACCUCCGACUACCAGGGCCUGGUCAGGGAAAACGAGAAGCUCAAGUCGGAGGUCGUCUCACUGCAAUCGAAACUGAGAGCAAAGGGGACGGUGGAUCAGCAAAAACAGAUCUCGCUGCCGGAAACAGGUGCUGCUAGUGCAGGAUCAGGAGGUAAGCCGGAGGAAGGCCUGAGCUCCGGCGGAAGCGUGGUUGUGGACGACGACGGCCCGCAGCUGAUCGACAGCGGGAACUCCAGCUUUCUGGGAUACAUGAGCAUGCAACCAGAUGAUGAAGAUAAGGAAAGGAACGAGCAGUUGUGCAUGGACGGAGAGGGAUCAAGCUAUUUUUCGGACUUCUGCGGCAUGGCUGAGCAACCGGAGGAAGAAAACUUCGGCUGGUUGGCCUGGCCUUGAACUCCAAGGACUAUCUCAAUGGGGAAAAUGUGUGGAUACAAAUAAUGUGUAUUUGGAACUCUAUUAUAAGUGGAUACUAGUAUUACUAAAGCGAUGAUGCCUCUGUAUUGUUUGUUUUCGAAUAAACUUCUCAAAAGGCCCUUAACUUUC